Terrapene triunguis (Three-toed box turtle) is the source of this 779-nucleotide messenger RNA. RefSeq names its product protein AMBP-like. NCBI's taxonomy places the organism in Eukaryota, Metazoa, Chordata, Testudines, Emydidae. The transcript is spliced from 6 exons. The record is from RefSeq and is a predicted model, not a curated record. The coding region runs from base 111 to 779 and encodes 222 amino acids. Gene Ontology annotation, cellular component: plasma membrane; cell surface. Gene Ontology annotation, molecular function: serine-type endopeptidase inhibitor activity.
AUUCACCUCUUCCCGUGGCCAGGGGUUUGGAGUUCACAUUUUGCAACGUCCACGUUCCAGGGCUGAGUCUGUCCAUUCUGAAGCUGAGGGGCACAAUCGACCUUGGGGCCAUGAAGUUCCAGGAGUUCUUCUUCCUUCUCUUUCUUGCCAAUCUGCCCACAGCCAGAGGGAGCCCGACUGGGAGCCAAGCCCAGGAUAUCCAAGUGCAGGAGAAUUUCGACCCCGAACGGGUAUAUGGGAAAUGGUAUGACAUUGCCACUGGCACAACAUGCAAAUGGAUGAAGCAAUACAAGGAUAAAUUCAACAUGGGCACGCUGGUGCUGGGACCAGGGCUGACCAGUAAUCAGAUCAGCACCACCAGCACCAGACUCAGGCAAGGUGUCUGCACGCAGGUUUCUGGAGAGUACCAAAAAACCGACAUACCUGGAAAAUACACCUACUAUAACCCCAGCUGGGACGUGACCAUCGACUCCUAUGUGGUGCACACCAACUAUGAGGAAUACUCCAUCAUUCUAAUGCAGAAGAAAAGUAGCUUUGGACUGACCAUUACAGCCAAACUCUAUGGUAGGAGCCCGGAGCUGCGAGAAGGCCUUAUUGUGGAUUUCAGGCAGUUUGCUCAGGAGAUGGGGAUUCCUGAGGACUCCAUCUUCAUCAUGAUUAACAAAGGUGAAUGUGUUCCUAGCGAGACCCAACCUGAACCCAAGGUGAGUCGAUGGGGCUGGAUGGAACCUCACAAGCUGAAUUUCCUGGGUCUCCAGAAAGCUGUGCUGGAGCGUUAG